Aspergillus brunneoviolaceus CBS 621.78 is the source of this 576-nucleotide messenger RNA. Its product is annotated as ankyrin repeat domain-containing protein. Lineage: Eukaryota; Fungi; Ascomycota; Eurotiomycetes; Eurotiales; Aspergillaceae. The annotation marks the transcript as partial. Gene Ontology annotation, molecular function: protein binding. The record is from RefSeq and is a predicted model, not a curated record. The transcript has a single exon.
UCUAUGCUUUGGUGGGCAACAAGUUGCCGAUGCUCGAAAGUUGUACGUCUGCUCCUGCAGCGCGAGGAUGUAGAUCCGAACGGUGGACCUGUGCCAACUGAUCGCGAAGCCGGAACUCCUUUAUCAGAAGCCGUCAAAGUUGGAGAAGUAGACUUUGUGGAGCUUCUCUUGCAACGAGAAGGCUUGGACCCUAACAUUCUGGUUCCUAACAUCCAGGAUUCUGACCAUGUGACCACUCUCUACACUGCUGUCUCAUACUGCGAGAUGGCGAUGGUUGACGUUCUCUUGGGAGACAGCCGUGUCGAUGCCAACGCUUCGGAUUCCAAAGGUCAAUCCCCACUCUCCCUGGCGGCCCAAUCUGGUGAGGUGGAUAUUGUCGCAAGGUUUCUCAGUCGGCCCGACGUCAGAGUGAAUGACCUAGACAUGUAUGAGCGAUCUGCUGUGUCAUAUGCCGCGGAGGAGGGAUGUCUUGGGGUGGUCGAGCUGUUACUCCACCGGUCCGACGUCGAUGUCAGUGUGGUCGAUGCCUAUGGACACACGCCUAUUCUCUGGGCCUCAAUCAAGGGCAAGGACUAG